Messenger RNA from Lottia gigantea (owl limpet), 636 nucleotides. RefSeq lists its product as hypothetical. The record is from RefSeq and is a predicted model, not a curated record. Lineage: Eukaryota; Metazoa; Mollusca; Gastropoda; Lottiidae. Bases 1 to 636 code for a protein of 211 amino acids. The transcript is spliced from 6 exons.
AUGGCGUUGCCAGUCUUCAUUAGAAAAGUAGGACAUGCUUUAAAAUCUGUGGAAGGAACAUGUGAUGUUAUGAAAGCGCUUAAAUGUACAGGAUAUGAUCUCCUAUCCAUGAACCCACUUGGGAUAAUGCAGUUAGAAGAUGCUGAUAAUUUAUGCAGUAUCAUUGGUGAUCUGGAAGUAUGUUUGAAAGAUACUCUUGGUGGGUGUUCAAUUACCGACAAAGUUGGAUGGGUUCCUGUAAUUGAUUCGGCAAAGUUUAUCUGCAAUCGUUUAGAAGAGUACAAAUCGGCGUCUCAUUGUUAUCUAACAAAAGACACUUUUGAAAACUUUAAAAAUUGCACACAGUACUUCCAUAAUGCGGCAUCAUGCAGGUCAUUUGAAACGUUUUUGAAUUGUGUAUUGACACCAAUUAAAAGAUGUAGUUUAAAAGGGGCAGAAAUUCUAAAUGGUUUAUUUACAGCAUUUACUGGAUAUCACAUCCAAAUCAUGAAUUGUUCGUUACCAGCUCUCGUACGUGAGAUGACUACUAAUAAGAAUAUUUCGAUUUACAGGUCUAAAACUGAUUUAAGUGGGUUAGGAGCCUCUUCCCUGGGAAAUUUUAUACAUAAUAUUUAUAGUAUAAGUAUACCAGUAUAA